This is a messenger RNA of Sorex fumeus (smoky shrew), 1496 nucleotides long. It is a transcript of the gene PDCD7, whose product is annotated as programmed cell death 7. The transcript has 5 exons. The record is from RefSeq and is a predicted model, not a curated record. Lineage: Eukaryota; Metazoa; Chordata; Mammalia; Eulipotyphla; Soricidae. The coding region runs from base 25 to 1446 and encodes 473 amino acids.
GCGCCAAGUCUCCCCGCUGGGGCCAUGGCCCUGCCGCCCUUUUUCGCCCCGGGCCGUGCGGGCCCGCCGCCCCCCGCUCCCUUCGGCUGCCCGCCGCCGCCGCCGCUGCCCUCCCCGGCCUUCCCGCCGCCCCUCCCGCCGCGGCCCGCCCCGUUCCUGCAGCCCCCGUUGGCCCUGCAACCCCCGCCCGCGGCCGAGGCGACCCGCGGCGGCGGCGGCGGCAGCGGCUUCUUCCCCGGGCCGCCCCCGCCGCUGCCGCCCCCGCCGCCGCCGCCGCCCCCGUGCCGGCCGCUCCCGGGCUGCGACUCCGGCGAGCGCCCGCGGCCGCCCUGGGGCCCGCGCUGGCCGGAGGCGCCGCUGCCGCCGCCGCCGCCCCCCGACGUGCUGGGGGACGCGGUCCUGCAGCGGCUCCGCGACCGCCAGUGGCUGGACGCGGUGUUCGGCGCCCCGCGGCGGGCGGGCGGCGCGGCGGCCCCGCGGGCGGCCCCCGGGCCGAGCCUGGGCGAGGUGCGCGCGCGCCUCCGCGGGGCGCUGAGCCUGGUGCGGCGGCUGCGCGAGCUGGCCCGGGCCCUGCGCGAGGCCGAGGCGGACGGCGCGGCCUGGGCGCGGCUGCACGCUGAGGCGGCGCCGCUGCGCGCCGAGCUGGCCGGGCGGCUGCAGCUGCUCACCCAGGCCGCCUACGUGGGCGAGGCGCGGCGGCGGCUGGAGCGGGUCCGACGCCGCCGCCUGCGGCUGCGCGAGCGCGCCCGGGAGCGCGAGGCCGAGCGGGAGGCGGAGAGCGCGCGCGCCGCCGAGCGCGAGCAGGAGAUUGACCGCUGGAGGGUCAAGUGCGUGCAGGAGGUGGAGGAGAAGCAGCGGGAACAGGAACUUAAGGCUGCUGCUGACGGCGUCUUGUCGGAGGUGAGGAAGAAACAGGCAGACACCAAACGGAUGGUGGACAUUCUCCGGGCGCUGGAGAAGCUGAGGAAGCUCAGGAAAGAGGCUGCAGCGAGGAAAGGAGUUUGUCCGCCAGCUUCAGCCGAUGAGACCUUUGAGCAUCAUCUUCAGAGACUGAGAAAACUUAUAAAGAAACGCUCUGAACUGUAUGAAGCUGAAGAGAGAGCCCUAAGAGUGAUGUUGGAAGGAGAGCGAGAGGAAGAGAGGAAAAGAGAAUUAGAAAAGAAGCAGCGGAAAGAGAAGGAGAAAUUUCUACUUCAGAAGCAAGAAAUUGAGUCCAAAUUAUUUGGGGAUCCAAGUGAAUUCCCGCUUGCUCACCUCCUGCAGCCUUUUCGGCAGUAUUACCUCCAAGCGGAGCAUUCCCUGCCUGCGCUCAUCCAGAUAAGGCAUGAUUGGGACCAGUACUUGGUGCCAUCGGAUCACCCCAAGGGUCACUCCGUUCCCCAAGGAUGGGUUCUUCCCCCGCUCCCCAGCAACGACAUCUGGGCAACUGCUGUUAAGCUCCAGUAGUGACGAUGCUCCUGGAGUGUGUCUGGCCCAGGGUUCCUGCUGCUGCGUCU